Molecule: messenger RNA, 1593 nt
Organism: Varanus komodoensis (Komodo dragon)
Lineage: Eukaryota; Metazoa; Chordata; Lepidosauria; Squamata; Varanidae
Product: sulfotransferase 1C2-like
Exons: 8
Coding region: 127-990 (287 amino acids)
Biological process (GO): sulfation
Cellular component (GO): cytoplasm
Molecular function (GO): sulfotransferase activity
Source: RefSeq, a predicted model, not a curated record
GGGACACGAAAACCUGUAUCCCUAAUUUUGGCUCAUGGACUAACUUCAUGCAGCCCUCAGCAUGCAAUCUCGGGAGUUGGGCCUUCAUCUGGGCCAGAAGAGUCAGGCACAGCCCCUGCCCAAGACAUGGCUCUGGUGGAGGUCGAGGGGCUCCCUUUGCCCAGUGACACUGCAGAGAACUGGGCUCAGGUCAAAGGCUUCCAGGCUCGGCCUGAUGACCUCGUCAUCUGCACCUAUCCCAAAGCAGGAACCACUUGGAUGCAGGAAAUUGUGGACCUGCUGCAGCAUGGGGGUGAUGUGCAGAAAUGUGCUCGGGCUUCCGUCCUUGAACGGAUUCCAUACAUAGAGUUGUUCCCCAUAAAACCGUUCCGCUCAGGCAUUGAACUGGCAGAGGCCAUGGUUUCCCCACGCGUGCUCAAAACCCACCUCUCGGUCCACCUCCUGCCACCCUCCUUCUGGGAGCACAAUUGCAAGAUCAUUUAUGUGGCCAGGAACGCCAAGGACAACGCCGUCUCCUACUUCCACUUCCAACGCAUGAAUAAACUUAUUCCAGACCCUGGAAAGUGGGAAGAAUUUCUGGAGAAUUUUAUUGCUGGCAAAGUUCCCUAUGGCUUGUGGUUAGAUCAUGUUUGUGGUUGGUGGGAAGCCAAGAACCGUCAUCCCAUUCUGUACCUCUUUUACGAAGACAUGAAAGAGGACCCAGCUCGUGAAAUCAGGAAAGUUGCCCAGUUCCUGGGCCUAGAGCUCUCGGAACCAGUGCUGAGCCGGAUUGUGGAGCACACAACAUUUGAGAGCAUGAAAGCAAACCCAAUGACGAAUUACACCAACUUGCCUUCUUCUGUCUUGGACCAGACUGUAUCACCCUUCAUGAGAAAAGGCAUUGUAGGAGACUGGAAGGAACACUUCACAGUGGCACAAAGUGAAUGGCUGGACAGCAUCUGUGGCCCGGCACUGGAAAACAACCACCUGAAGUUCCGCACGCAGCUAUAAGGAUCUCUCUUUGGCUGCUGCAAAGAUUUUUUGCCCAAAUGCCUGUUGAUUUCACCUGCUCUAAAGAAAAUAAUCCUCAAUACUUCACACGUUAUGUUCAUCCAUGCAAGUGCGGUAGAGGAUGGAUCUUAUAAAAAUCAAAUCUAUUGUUUUUAAGGGCCUUUUUCCCCCUUGCAAAUGAAUUUCAGUGGAUUGAUUGUAUUAGUUUGAAAUUAUUCCCCCACAUCCUCACUUUCUGAUGAUGAGAGAAAUAAAUUUGUACCACGUAUCUUCUUCUUCAAAGGAUUGCAAGGUAGCAUAUCAAGGGUCUAUUUAUUUUAUCUUCACAUGAAGUCAGUAAUUAGAUUGCAGAAGUAACACAAUAAUAGGUUUAAAGACGGCAGACAGUGGCUCAGCCUUCUUCAACCAAUUGCCAUGCUGGCUGGGAAGGAUGGGAGUUGCAGUGCAAUAUGCCUGGAAGGUGCCACAUUGGGGAAAGCUGGCCAAAUGAUACCUAAACUUGUAGAUACUGGUCUGCUAAUGUGGGCUUAUCCUGUUGCUUAGUCGCGAAGUCAUGUCCGACCCAUCACGACUCCAUGGACAACAUUCCUCCAGGCCUUCCUG